Molecule: messenger RNA, 2701 nt
Organism: Hippocampus comes (tiger tail seahorse)
Lineage: Eukaryota; Metazoa; Chordata; Actinopteri; Syngnathiformes; Syngnathidae
Product: heat shock 70 kDa protein 12B-like
Exons: 10
Coding region: 1650-2606 (318 amino acids)
Source: RefSeq, a predicted model, not a curated record
UGUCGCGGUGUCCAGCUGGAAGUUUUGCCCAUUGGUCGCAAGGAACGUCAAUCAGCUCCAUAGCGCAAUACAAUUGGUCAUCUCGUCCACAUACCCCGCCCCCUUCUCAAUUCACAUAAGUAAACAAAAUAUACCCCCGUGUUCUUGUGCUCUUUUAAUCAAUGCGGCUUGUCAAAUAUUUGACAAAUGAACGUUUACGUAGAAGCAUUUGCCCUACUUAAGGCCGCUGAUUGUAACAUGUUAGGUUUUGAAAUUAGUUAUUUUUUUACACGCUUGUAGAAUCUGGGAAAAAAGUGAAAAUAUUUGAAAGAUGUUUUAAACAAGUGAAGUAGUGUUUUUUCACUGCUGCUUUGCAGUCGUACGGUCAUAGGUUUGAAUCCCAGAGGUGCUCCGCUCAGGAAACAUCUGCAUUUCAUCUUCUUUGAGGUUGCAGUGCCUGAAAUCUACAAUGGAGGGCGCCCGUGAUACAGAGUGAGAUUGUUUUAUGAGUGGGCCACCCACACAUACCAACAUCACUUGACCCGUUGUGACCCAGCUGAUGAUUUGAGGUAUUCCAAAACUCGGAGUAUGAAAAGUGGACUUGAAAGGACCUUUUGCCUGUUCCAAUGCCACACAUCAUGCAGGUGCAUACUUGGUUUUUUUUUUUGUUUUGUUUUUUAGCCCAGUGUUUACUUACCAAUGAAAGAAAGCAUAUUUCUAUUUUGUGUGUUUGACUAUUCAAAAUGUUUCUCCAAACACAGAACUGAAACGUCAGUUACUUUACUGUGUAUUCGAUUUUAUAAGUAACAAAGUUAGAUUCUAAGUUACUUAAUUAUUUACAUUCAACAGAUGCCAACAACCCCGCCUCACAAACUUGACAACCAGUUUUGCCAAUACUGAACUGGAAGUACAAAUUAACCUGUGACGUUUCAGAAUAAAGUUUAUUUUUAAUUACCCGUAAAAUAAAGACAAACUUUUUUUUUUUUAUCUUUAUGGGAAAAAAUGGUAUAUUCGAGUAACACGUUAGAAUGUGACGCAUUACAGACAUCAUUGUAUUUGAAUGUUUGUGUGUGUGCGUGUGUGUUAGGGGCGUGCCUCGGUUUGCUCAGGACUUCCAGGGUCCGAAAGAUAAUGUGGAAUUCAUGAGAGGAUUGCUGUACAUGGGUCCCUUCCUGUCACCUGACUCCAUCGUUUCCUAUGUUUGGCUUCCUGCAUCAACCUCGAAGGCGCAACACAGAUCCUGAGAGCCGUUUGGCAUCUGUUUUAGGUUUUUCUGUCGCAAAGCUUGGCCAGCGGUCAUUGAGUCAUCACAGCUAAUGCAAAGCUGCUAAAACACGGCAAACACGAGUAAACGACGCAGUCGAGAAUGGGUUACAUAAACUAAGAAGAAAAGCAAUGUGAUGGCAGGGGUCCGUAUCGGGGCCUCUUGGAUUUGGGGCAGCGAGGGGGAUACAUGUCAGUGCAGAGCGGAGAGAAAGGAGUUUGAGGCUGCACUCACUGAACGCCUCCAUCUGCACCCCCUACGCCCUUUGGGGGAAAAAAAGUGGCCCUUUUGCUACAGGAAGAAAUUCUUCGACAAUUUUGCAUUUGAAGAAAGGCAUCCUCACUCCUGAAGCGCACAAAGACUUGUGGUUGCCGCAGCACUCAAGAGCAUCGCGGCACCUGUAAAGAUGGCUGACACGGAGCAGCCGGAUCCCAGCAGCCUCCCAUCGCCAAGUGACAAUUUAUCAGUGCCCUCGUCAUCAGCCAAUUCGAGAACCGACUGCAGUAUUGAACCCCUCACACCGUCACCCUCACCGAGGGUGGAGGUCAGACCACGCAUGGCCUGUCCGUUCUCAGUUGUCGUGGCAAUAGACUUUGGCACAACCUCCAGCGGCUACGCUUUCAGCUUCACCGAGGACUCGGAAGCCAUACACAUGAUGAAGCGCUGGGAGGGCGGCGACCCCGGCGUAGCCAAUCAAAAGAGCCCCACGUGUCUGCUGCUGACGCCCGACUUGCGCUUCCACAGUUUUGGGUUCGCGGCACGGGACUUUUACCAUGACCUGGAUCCAGACGAGGCCCAGCAGUGGCUCUACUUUGAUAAAUUCAAGAUGAAGAUCCACAGCACUUGUGAUCUCACGAUGGAGACCGAGCUGGAGGCGGUUAACGGCCGACGGGUGGCAGCCAUUGAGGUGUUCGCUCACGCGCUGCGCUUCUUCAGGGAGCACGCCCUAAAGGAGGUGAAGGAGCAGACCUCUUCCGUGCUGGAGGGGGACGAGAUCAGAUGGGUGAUCACCGUCCCUGCCGUGUGGCGGCAACCUGCCAAACAGUUCAUGAGAGAGGCCGCCUACCUGGCAGGUCUGGUGUCCCCGGACUGUCCCGAGCAACUCCUCAUCGCUCUUGAACCGGAGGCCGCCUCCAUUUACUGCCGCAAGCUCCGCCUCCACCAGGUGACCGACCUGAGCCUGCAGCCGAUGGCGAACGGCGUGGAUGUGAACGGAUCGCGGCCUUUUGACUCCAGCUUUAGGCAAGGUGGGGCAACACGCGCGUUUGUGUGCUUGAGUCGCAUUGUUUUCGAGCAAGAAGGUCAAAAUAUGCACCGCGCGUUCAAACGGGGCAGCGGGGGCCCAACGCGUGCUUCAGCGUAAGAAUAUUUCACCCAAACAUCGCCCACCCCCUUUCCGCUGCACAGCUCCACUUACAAGUCACUGAGAAACCAUUCAAGCCGACACACACACACACA